AUGCUGUUUAAUGGGAGGAAUUUCAUCAGCAUUGCAAACCUGGCAAGGACCAGCAAGCAGCUGCCGCGACAGUUUUGCUGUGCCUUCCCCCUGAUUUCAGGAAAGCACCUGUACGACAGUGUUUCACUAAGCUGCUUCUCAGAUAUGGAUAACAGGGAAGAGAGCAAAUUUCUUGGAGGUCAUAGCAAUAAAACAGACUCUUCAAGAGGUCAGGAGCAGAUCUCUAGUCCAACUUUCUGCUUGCAGCCUGUAAAACACCAUAUGACAACAGCUAUGCCUUUGCUUAGCCAUGUCUUGAAAAUACUUAAGGAUGGAAUGGCAAAAACUACCCAUUUUUUGCUCUUUUGACACAGGUAUGGGACACCAGCUCAAAUGAGCGUUCAUCUGAAAGGUCGGGACCUCCUCUCUCUACAGAGCUACACAGCUGAUGAACUGAAGUAUUUGCUGUGGAUGGCAUCAGAUUUGAAACAAAGGAUAAAGCACAAAGGAGAGUAUUUACCUUUGAUGCAAGGCAAAUCUUUGGCCAUGAUUUUUGAGAAGAGAAGCACAAGAACAAGAUUAUCUGCAGAAACAGGAUUUGCUCUCCUUGGAGGACAUCCUUCCUUCCUUACAACACAAGAUAUACAUCUGGGCACUAAUGAGAGUCUCACAGAUACAGCAAGGGUGCUGUCCAGCAUGACAAAUGCAAUCUUGGCUCGAGUUUAUAACCACAAUGAUCUGGACCUAAUGGCAAAAGAAGCCACAAUCCCAGUAAUCAAUGGAUUGUCCGAUUUAUACCAUCCUCUUCAGAUUUUGGCUGAUUACCUAACUCUUCAGGAGCACUAUGGAGGGCUGAAGGGGCUCACCAUGGCCUGGAUUGGGGAUGGCAACAACGUCCUGCAGUCCCUGAUGGCGAGCGCCGCCAAGCUGGGGAUGCACCUGCGGAUUGCCACGCCCAGGGGCUUUGAACCAGACCUCAGGAUAACUAAAAUAACUGAACAGAACUCCAAAGAGUAUGGUACCAAGUUACUUCUCACAACAGACCCUUUGGAAGCUGCAGACAGUGCCAAUGUCUUAAUUACAGACACAUGGAUAAGCAUGGGACAAGAAGAGGAGAAGAAAGAAAGACUAAAGGCCUUUCAAGGUUAUCAGAUUACAAUGCAGACUGCCAAAUCUGCUGCUUCCAACUGGACUUUUUUACAUUGUUUACCCAGAAAACCUGAAGAAGUUGAUGAUGAAGUAUUUUAUUCUCCACAGUCAUUGGUUUUCCAGGAGGCUGAAAACAGAAAAUGGACAAUUAUGGCUGUCAUGGUUUCCCUGCUGACUGAUUACUCACCACAGCUACAAAAACCCACAUUUUAAUGCUUGGAUUCCUGCCAGGAGAAAAAUAUUCCUCAUCAGCAGAAUAUUCUGGUCCACAAACACAUAGAUCUUCUUCAGAAGGCACCAUGGCAAUGAGUGAUUUUUUAAUAAAA
This is a messenger RNA of Catharus ustulatus (Swainson's thrush), 1454 nucleotides long. It is a transcript of the gene OTC, whose product is annotated as ornithine transcarbamylase. Gene Ontology annotation, molecular function: ornithine carbamoyltransferase activity; amino acid binding. Gene Ontology annotation, cellular component: mitochondrion. Gene Ontology annotation, biological process: L-citrulline biosynthetic process. The transcript has 12 exons. The record is from RefSeq and is a predicted model, not a curated record. NCBI's taxonomy places the organism in Eukaryota, Metazoa, Chordata, Aves, Passeriformes, Turdidae.